AUGAGCACUACCUACUUUGAUGCAGAUUGUGAUCUCGAACCCUCAUUAAAGUCACUUUUCUAUUUAAAAACUCUAAAGUGGAUUUUUGUAGGGGGGAAAGGAGGAGUAGGAAAAACUACUACAUCUUGUUCUAUAGCAGCUAGAUUAGCAGAGGAGAGAGAGAGUGUACUAAUUCUAUCAACAGACCCUGCACAUAAUCUAAGUGAUGCAUUUGUUCAAAAGUUUAGUAAUAUCCCAACUUUGGUUAAUGGAUACAAAAACCUGUAUGCAAUGGAACUUGAUGCAUCAUACCAACAAGCAGUAGAGUUCAAGUUAAAGGAGGAGAAUAGCUUAUUUUCAAAAUUCCUCCCAGAUUUAGUUUCCGCGCUUCCUGGUAUUGAUGAAGCAUUAGGCUUUGCUACUUUAAUGCAGUCUGUUAAGUCAAUGUCUUACAGUGUGAUAGUAUUUGACACAGCCCCAACUGGACAUACUCUGAGAUUAUUAAGCUUCCCUUCCUUGCUUGAAAAGGGUUUAUCCAAGUUAUUUUCAAUUAAACAAAAUAUGUCUGGAGCACUCCAAAUAAUUAAUUCUUUUAGUGGAAAUGCAAUAGAAGAAGAGACACUUAAUUCAAAAUUGGAGGAUCUUAAGGCUAUCACAACUUCGGUAAAGGAAACUUUCCAAGAUCCAUCUAAAACAACUUUUGUAUGUGUUUGUAUUCCUGAAUUCCUAUCAGUUUAUGAGACAGAGAGGCUAAUCCAAGAGCUUGCUAAGCAGUCAAUUAGUUGUUCUCAUUUAGUUGUAAACCAAGUUAUGUUCCCAAUAGAUCUUCCAAGCGAAGGUGUUCAAGGAAACUCCCUUCUUAAAACCCCCCCUGAGUUGUUAAAAUUAGAAGAUAUCCCCUCUAAUCAUUCAGAAUUGGUUGAAUUUACCAAGAAAAUUGUUCAAAACUAUAACCAGCUACUUUCUUACUCAAAGUCACUAUAUUCAAAGUAUUAUAGUAAAAGGAACAUGCAGCUGAAAUAUUUGGAACAGAUCCGAGAUUUAUAUAGCUAUGAUUUUCAUGUUGCAUACAUCCCAACACUAAACAACGAGGUUAGGGGAAUAGAGCUUUUGAGAUACUUCGGGUCAUUGUUAUCAGAAGUAUCCAAUGUUGAGAAACUUCUAAGAAUAGAGGAUGACUUCCCAAAAUUUGGUUAA
Molecule: messenger RNA, 1176 nt
Organism: Cryptosporidium ubiquitum
Lineage: Eukaryota; Apicomplexa; Conoidasida; Eucoccidiorida; Cryptosporidiidae
Product: arsenical pump-driving ATPase
Exons: 3
Coding region: 1-1176 (391 amino acids)
Biological process (GO): post-translational protein targeting to endoplasmic reticulum membrane
Cellular component (GO): GET complex
Molecular function (GO): ATP hydrolysis activity; ATP binding
Source: RefSeq, a predicted model, not a curated record